Messenger RNA from Gadus morhua (Atlantic cod), 1816 nucleotides. RefSeq names its product nuclear transport factor 2 (gene nutf2). Lineage: Eukaryota; Metazoa; Chordata; Actinopteri; Gadiformes; Gadidae. Gene Ontology annotation, biological process: nucleocytoplasmic transport. The transcript has 5 exons. The coding region runs from base 727 to 1110 and encodes 127 amino acids. The record is from RefSeq and is a predicted model, not a curated record.
AAUACAAAUAUCGCAAUUAACUCGUGUCCGAAAUGGUUGUCAGGCCCGUGGAGUCUGUAGCUAUUCGUGCUAUAUGUUUUGUCAAUGGGUUGAUUGGGACCUCUGGAAACGCUCUUGAUCUGGUCAAUGUUAGCAAACGAGCUAGCAAAUACGCUAGUAAUAACGAGAUGUCAAUGACUUUUAAUCUUUCCGUAGUGACUGGCUUGAUUCCCCCUCGGAUUUUAUCAGUAACUUAUGCGGGUUUGUUGAUGACUUGCCUGAGCUUUUGUUUUGUCGAUAAUAUCAAGAUCAGCGCGUGGAACUGAAAAAACCUGACCCCAUGGUUUAUUUGUAGCCCCCAUGGCUCACACACGGUGUAACAUGUCACUGUCAUUAGCUGUGUCACCAAACGGACCAAAGAAGGCCCGCGUAACUCAAUAUGCUCAUGCUUGCACGCCUGGGCGAAUAACGCAAACAGAAGCCAAUGUAUUGUGAAUACAAUAUCCACUACUAGGAUGCACAAUCGCACUUUCCUUAGUCUACAGCACUUUUGAUUGUGUUGCGUCAGUGUUGCCCUGCUGUUGUGAGUUGCAUACCAUGGAUUUUCUUGCGACCGCACCCCCCUUUCAAAAUUCCAGAGAAGGCAUACGUUACAAUGUAUUUUGACAGUUGGCUGAAUUUAUUAUCUCAACAGAACCUGCCAAUCUUUUCUUAAAAAUUACCAUGCCGGCUGCAGGUUGAUUCAGGAUGGGGGAGAAACCUCUAUGGGAACAGAUAGGAUCAAGCUUUGUGCAACACUACUACCAACUUUUUGACACUGACAGAACGCAACUCGGAUCAAUAUAUAUUGAUGCAUCAUGCCUUACGUGGGAGGGACAGCAGUUCCAGGGAAAAAGAGCAAUUGUUGAGAAACUCUCAAGCCUGCCCUUCACAAAAAUAGCCCACAGUAUAACAGCACAGGACCAUCAGCCUACCCCAGACUGCUGUAUCCUGAGUAUGGUUGUAGGGCAGCUAAAGGCAGAUGAUGACCCCAUCAUGGGAUUUCACCAGAGUUUUAUCCUGAAAAAUAUUAAUGAUGCAUGGGUGUGCACCAAUGACAUGUUUAGGCUGGCACUCCACAACUUUGGCUAAAGGGCAUCACUCACCCCUGACGAGUGGGUACGAGUGCCCUCUCAAGGUAUGGGAGGCACAGAGGAGCGAAGGGGGGGAGGAGAAUCGAGGGGUAACUCUUCCCUCCCUCCCUCCAUCUUAUUCAGUCCUGUUUGACAAACACCCGGAUUCCUGAUGUCAAUCACAGAACUUGCUGGUGGACAUUUUUUAACCACCUCAUCAAGUAGAAUUUCUUUGGGAGCUGGCUGAAAAAUCAGAUACCGCUGUCUGCCCCUCCACUGAUCUGCAUGACGCUGGAAGCCCUCAUUACAUUAUCUACCGUCAAGCCAGAGCAGAAAGACAUUUGCUAGCUUAAUGACGCCAUUCACUGACUUGGUUAAAUUCUACUCUGUUCCUACUAAGCUGUUUUUCACUUGAUUCUGCUAAAGAGCUGUUGAUUGAUGAUGAUCUGUGAUGAUUUUAAGAGACGCUACUCUUCAGUUCACACAUCUUUUGGGUUCAUUUUAGGUAAGUUGUGUGCAGUUUCACGCAUCUAAGUAGGUUCUAUAACUAACCCUUAUCUUCUUAAAGAUGGAUACAUUUGCCAUGAUUCAUGUUGUCAGGCUUUGAUUAAGCUAUCCAAAGAAUAAUGAAACUUGACCCCACUUUGUCUUUUGCUUUGAUACUCGCUUAGAGUAAGAUGAAUAUCACAGCCAUGUCAUACAAUAAAAUCUGGACUAUUUCGUAA